UAUCAGCUUGAUUAAAAACUUUUGUGGCUCGCGGUCCACUUGAGAUUUGGAUCUAUUUCAUUUUUGGGCUCAUGCCAUAAGAUGAUUUGGAAAAACAAAUAUCAGCAUGCUGCAAGUGUAGGAUUCUUCAGACACAAUACUUCUUAUGCUUAGAAGAAUGUAAUAGAGUUUUCCUAAUCUUGUUUGAUUUUAUGACAGUUGUAAUAUUGGAUCAAUUAAUUAUGAUUGAUACAAUUAAUUUUUGCAAAAGGUGGGCCUCUCAUGCACAGCUUUAUCAGGCCAUGCAUAUAUUCUAUCAAACAUUUUAUAUUUCCUUAGUAGUUGAUUGACCCUCCAAGUCCAAAAAAAGAAAAAAAAAAAAGUAGUUCCACACUUUUGAGUUUUCAUUUUCAUGGUAUUGAGGCAGGGAUGAUCCUCUAAUACUGGAUUUACCAGACAGUUUCUUUCAGCAUUGCAUUUGGAUAUGUGGAUUGGGUAUGCUGAAAGUUCAUCUAAGCAAUAAAGUAAUCCUUAUUUUUAAUCAAUUUGCACCUUCUUGUUGUUUCAUUUUGCUGAAGCCCAUGUUCCUGAAACAUUUCAAAUCCAGACAAUUGGUACUGCUUAUUGAAUUUUCUAUAAUCCAUGUUUUCUAUGUAGGUAAGCAGAUAUUUACAAGAAAAAGCUUGUGUGGUUGAUAGGUUGCAAUCACUUGAGUGGUUUUGUUAACAUCAUUUCAACUUUAGGUUGCUUGCAUUUAUGAUGAGUAGGUUUUUCUUGAUGUUUCAUGUGUUGACUAUUACAAAAGAUUUUGAGGAAAGGUCAAAUUAUUAUGACACAUUGCUUGCUGCUGAAUCUCGUGCAAUCAAUGGAAAGAAAGGGAUCCAUUCUGCAAAGGAUCCCCCAGUCAUGCAUGUAACGGACCUGCUGACGGCAUCUGCAAAAAAAGCUAAAGAUUUCUUGCCCGUCUUGCAACAGAGUAAAAGGCUACCCGCUGUUGUGGAUUACGUCCUUAGUGGUCAUCGGUUUAAAUUGCUGAUCUGCAAGGAAACUUGCAGCAUUCCAUUCUCAUUCUCUGGUGUUAGAUGCCCCAGCCGCGAUGAGCCUUUCUCAGAUGAAGCAAUUGCCUUCAUGAGAAGAAAGAUCUUGCAGAGGGAUGUAGAGAUUGAAUUCGAAACAGUUGAUAGAACUGGAACCUUCUUGGGUUCUUUAUGGGAAUCAAAGACCAACAUGGCUGUGGUUCUUCUAGAGUCUGGGUUGGUAAGGCUUCAAACUGCUUUUGGUGCUGACAGGAUUCCUGAUUCUCACCUACUUGCAAAGGCUGAGCUGUCUGCAAAAAACCAGAGAUUGAAGAUUUGGAAAAAUCAUGUUGAAGGACAGGAAGCUACUAAUGGGUCAUCAGUGGCUAAGACCAAACAGAAGGAAGUGCUUAAGGUGGUGGUUACUGAGGUACUGGGCGGUGGCAAGUUUCAUGUCCAAACAGUUGGAGAUCAGAAAGUGGCUAUUAUUUAGCAGCAACUAGCUUCAUUGACCUUCUGAGAUCCUCCUGUCAUUGGCGCUUUUAAUCCUAAGAAGGGGGAUAUUGUCCUUGCUCAGUUCAGUGCAGAUAAUUCUUGGAACAGGGCCAUGGUGAGACUCUCAUUAACUACAAAAAGUGGCUCCUUUUAUGUUCUGGAAAAGUUGGUGGCAAUCACUAGUUGUCAGUAAGCAGUAUUUAUAAUUUUAUUGGCUUUGAUGCACCAUCUGGCAUAGCUGUGGUUGGGUUAAGCAAUCA
Magnolia sinica is the source of this 1750-nucleotide messenger RNA. Its product is annotated as ribonuclease TUDOR 1-like. The transcript is spliced from 6 exons. Gene Ontology annotation, cellular component: cytosol; nucleus. Bases 736 to 1488 code for a protein of 250 amino acids. Gene Ontology annotation, biological process: mRNA catabolic process. The record is from RefSeq and is a predicted model, not a curated record. Gene Ontology annotation, molecular function: nuclease activity; RNA binding. NCBI's taxonomy places the organism in Eukaryota, Viridiplantae, Streptophyta, Magnoliopsida, Magnoliales, Magnoliaceae.